AUGCGACCAACGGCAAAGAUGGCAAAUAUCCCCAGUGGCAUUUCAAUACUACUGAUACGAAGGAGUGAUUUUCCUGAUCAAAAACUUCCACCGGUUGAUAGGCCAAAACCACCUAAGCGUCCUACGAGGGACUUUAGUGAAGUGUCUAAUCGACAAAAAUGCACAAAAUUAACCGAUCUGAACUCUCAACUGGAUGAAUUUGCAAAAGAAAAUAAUAUUGAUGUGAAUCAGGUGCUCGGAUAUGUAUUGUACCAGUGCAAUUACAAUACAAAAAAGCAUUUGGCAAAAUUAGGCGACGAACUGUAUAGAACGGGAAAUAUUGCCGAAGCAGCUCAUAGUAGUCUCGAUCUCGAUCACACACUUGCACUCAAAACACAUAUCAACAUGAGUCGCAAUGAUAUGGAUUUUAUAAAGAGCUACUUCCGCGAGUCUAUUCACAUUCCCAAUCGAAACGUUAUUAGGGAACAUUCUCAAAUGUUAGUUCCAGCCGUCGAAGAAUGCAGAGAGGGACGAGGUAUCACGGUUGUGAAAGUGAGCGACAGUGUUUCCUUAACUAUCAAAAGACUCAUUGAUCAAUCACUCAAACAUAAUAUUCCUCUUUCUACUGAUUUACUCUACCGUCAAAAAACGGGUCAUGAUGGAGCUGGUGGACAAAGUAUCUAUAGAGCAAAUCAAAAUCCUAUGACAGAUGCAAAUAUUUUUUCGAAAAUGAUGGGGCCUCUUUCUCUUUCGGACAGCGCUACUGGAGAAACGUUCUGGCGAAACCAAGCGCCAAAUAGUGCAUUUUGGACGAGGCCAUUAGCGCUGAUAGCUGAGAAAGAAAAUUUCGAACUUAUUCGCUUCGUGAAUGAAACAUUCGAGCCUCAAGAACAGAUGCUACGAGAAAAUGGCCUUUCUUUUGAUCAUAACGGACAAACCUACAAAGUAUUCAUAGUUAUUGAAGAUUCAAUGAAAGACAUGAAAGUACGCAUGGUCGAAUCCGGUCUAGGAGGGGCCGACUGUCUUAUAUGUUACACGCGACAAACGGAAUGGAAAGACGUGAAGAAAUUGAAUGAAGAAAAUGCCUUUCUCAUUACUCGUACAGCUGAAAAGACGAUGAAUUUGUACAAUGAAAUGAUCGAGGAGAGUGGAGAAAUUAAGAAAAGAAAAAAUGACUAUGAAACGAGAGCGGGUCUAACAUCUGAGCCUCUUUCUACUAGCGAUCACCAUUUUCUCACUCUAAUACAUCAAUAUAUCAAUGGAACUACUUGA
Didymodactylos carnosus is the source of this 1251-nucleotide messenger RNA. The record is from the annotation of a GenBank genome assembly. Lineage: Eukaryota; Metazoa; Rotifera; Eurotatoria; Philodinida; Philodinidae.